AAUCUGUCAACGUGGAACAAGUCAUGUCAGAUUGUAUCCAUUUCUGAAUACUGUUUACGAUUUCAGUUAUCACUCUAAUUCUCAUUAGAAUUGGAAAUUGUUGUGAUUAUUUAAGGAAUUCAUGAGGUUUAAGUCAUGGCUGCUAUGAUAAGUUCGUGGGGCCCCGAGAAGAAACACAGCGAUGUCGAAAGAUGGAUAUGCAUAUACCCAGCGUAUCUGAACAGUAAGAAGACAUUGGCGCAGGGCCGCAAGCUGCCCAAGGCCAACUGUGUGGAGAACCCCACUCACCAGGAGAUCAGAGAUGUUCUAGUGGCUGCAGGACUCAGGGUUGGGGUGGAGAACAAAUUGUAUCCCAGGGAACCUAGCAAGGAAUUACUAUACAGAGGUAGGAUAAGGGUUCAGUUAAAGAACGAUGAUGGAUCACCGGUCAAACCUGACUUACCUACUCGGGAUGCUGUUAUGAAGCACAUUGGAGACGCUAUCCCUAAGCUAAAGACUAGACAAAACAGACCCGCAGACCAACAGGCUACUCAGACCACCCAAGCAAGUCACAAAAGCAAGGGAAAGAAAGGACGCCGAUAGAUAUGUUUCUUUAUUACAAAAUUAUUUGUACAAAAUUACUUCUUUAUUUCUAAUAUACAGUUCUUAUUACCUAA
This is a messenger RNA of Trichoplusia ni (cabbage looper), 656 nucleotides long. RefSeq names its product signal recognition particle 19 kDa protein (gene Srp19). The transcript is spliced from 4 exons. NCBI's taxonomy places the organism in Eukaryota, Metazoa, Arthropoda, Insecta, Lepidoptera, Noctuidae. Gene Ontology annotation, molecular function: 7S RNA binding. Bases 136 to 582 code for a protein of 148 amino acids. Gene Ontology annotation, cellular component: signal recognition particle, endoplasmic reticulum targeting. Gene Ontology annotation, biological process: SRP-dependent cotranslational protein targeting to membrane; SRP-dependent cotranslational protein targeting to membrane, signal sequence recognition. The record is from RefSeq and is a predicted model, not a curated record.